AGUUGUUUAUACAUAUAUGGCUGCAGGGGCAAGUGGCGCUGUGGAGGCUGCCGGCGGGGCUGCAGGGCGCGGCAGACGAGAGCGAAGAGGAGGCGCUCGCCGCGCGCUGGUGGGGCGCCGCCGGCGUGCGCCGCUGGCUCCAGGAGCACGUCACCAGAGUUCCAGGGCACCUAUGGGACGCUGAAGCGGAGUCGGCGUUGCUGGCGGCGGCGCGCGGCUCAGAGCUCACCGGCGCGCGGCUUCUCGAUGACCUGCUACCAGACUUGAUGCGUGCGCUCAACUACGAUUCAGCGGACUCCGACUUGGACGAGGAUGAAGACUUGGCACUGGAAUCGGAGACGGAAGACGAACCCCCGCGUGCGAGGCUUCGUCGCGAGCUGCGGUGGUUGAGGCGAGGGCCGCCUGAUCCUGCUGCGGAGGACUCGGCGCCGCACGCGCUGCUUUGCCCGCUGUCGCACCGCCUGCUGUGGGCGCCGGCGCGCGCGGCCGACGGCCUGACCUACGAGCGAGGCGCCGCGCACGAAUGGUUCCUGGCUGCGGAGGGAGCGGUAUCGGGCGUGUCGGGUCGGCGUCUCCGCAGCGCGCGUUUACUGCCAAACUAUGGCGUCCGGCGCACUCUACGUCGGCAUCUCCGCACCGCGCGGGCUAAACCCGACGCCGACCCGGCGCCGGAAAACGUGGACACGGCAGACCUGCUGGGGCUAGGAGAGUGAUCCUUACUAAGUGAGUCUAUUUUUUAUCCUUGUCUACUGCCCCCGGGCCAGAUCCGAGCCUGACCCAGAGGGAAACGUAGACACGACAGACUUGCUGAUUCCUGGU
Molecule: messenger RNA, 819 nt
Organism: Cydia amplana
Lineage: Eukaryota; Metazoa; Arthropoda; Insecta; Lepidoptera; Tortricidae
Exons: 5
Coding region: 267-713 (148 amino acids)
Source: RefSeq, a predicted model, not a curated record